GGUCUCUCUGUACCGGUACAGUACGGAAGUAUGACCAUGGAUGGCAGAGGGUUGUGACGGAAGGUUCCCGCGGCUUGAUGUGUGUGUUUUGUUGUGGCCCACGUUCUAUUUCCACGGCCAUUUUCGUCCACGGCAAGAAGGCGAUCAAGUUUCCGUUCCAACGCCCGACGCCUGGUGACCAGCAUCUUUGUCCAACAAAAAACGGCCGCCACAACCUGAGCUGCCACUCCUCUCACGGUCGUUGACAUUCGCAGUGCUAGCUAGCACCGGUACCUAUCAGCCAUCAGCAUACUAGUAUAAUAAGGUAUCAGCUGAGCAGCACUGCCAACACACAUAGUUGAUUGGCUGUGCCUACCAUGUACCAAGAUGAUAUGGUCAAUGAAGGGGAUGGCUGUGGUGGCCUGCCACGAACGCCCAAAGUCUCAGUGGAUCAAACUCUUGAAUUGAAGAGUGCCUUGAGGAGGUCCACGAUCGUCAAGAAACCAGAAGAGAAUUCCAUUGCUUCCUCGACACAACCCUUUGAUCACAGUCAAUUUUCUUCAGGGAACAGCGUACAACGGCAAUAUCACCAAUACACAUCCUAUCAGCCACCCCCUGAGUUGCCAAUCCGAGGCCGAUCUCGUAGCCCAGGCAAAAGCCUGUCGGAAGGCAGAGGCCGAUCUCGGAGCCCAGGCAAAAGUCUAUCGGAAGGUAGAGGCAGAGGCAGAAGUCGAUCUGAAGGCAGAGGCAGAAGUCGAUCUGAAGGCAGAGGCAGAAGUCGAUCUGAAGGUAGAGGCAGAUCUAGCAGCCGAACACGGACACGAAGCCGUUCCCCUGGAAGGACCAGACGCUCACGAAGUCCUUCAGCAAAUAGCCGGCCUCGAGAAAACACUGCGGCUGUUGCAGCUACUGCUACCGUCACGUCUUCCUCUGGGGCUGGGAGUUAUCACCUGAUGCCACUGGAAAUGGAUGCCAAAGAACUUCCUCCACCUGCCUCAGCCAUCAGGAAGAAAAUGAUACGGCGAAGAUCUUCUUCACUUCGAUCCAAGAGAAAAAACAGAAAAGAUAUGGAAGAAGAAAGAUAUGAGGCUCGGGUGGCUCUAGUCAUUCAAUUCGCCAUGGCGUUCUUUUGUGCCUUGAUCGUCAUUGCUAUUGUCCUUGCAAUAGGAAUUGCUAUUUAUUCUGACCAUGGGUAUUGGCUCAUCAUCACGUUGUGCCUGAUACUAAUGGUCAGUCUCUCCCUCAGCUUGUGUUGUUUCCUCAACCAAGUUCUCAAUGAGGAGGAUGCCCCCAACGUCAAUCAAGCACACAUGCCCAAGUGGUACAAAACUAUGAGAAAGGUAAUAAAAGAUGAAUGGGCUGAUUUCAAAGCGGAUUGGUUGGCAAUGCGCAACGAAAAUUUGUUGUUGGAGGAUGAAAAGGAUUCUUCCUUGGUCAAUAUCAGAACCAAGAGUGGUGUGAAAAGCAGCGAGGUUGAGACGACUUCCUCGGUGUACAGCAGCAAUACACAAAGCAGCAACAAUAAACCCAAGAAACGGCGCGGCAAGAGCACUCUGUUCAAGUUGGUGGCCAAACCCGUAGCAAUGUUGUCGAGCUUUCGGCGAAAGCGAAGGGGCAGAAGGAAGCUACGAAAAGGACAGGAUGAUGUUGCGACAGUGACAUCCUUCCCCUCCACCGUGUAG
This is a messenger RNA of Seminavis robusta, 1661 nucleotides long. The record is from the annotation of a GenBank genome assembly. NCBI's taxonomy places the organism in Eukaryota, Bacillariophyta, Bacillariophyceae, Naviculales, Naviculaceae.